ACUCAUUACGACUUCCGGUGUUUGGUUCAAGGCAACAACGUGGAUGAAGUGCAUUUCACCGGUCUGUAACUUUACAGUGUUAUGAGGGGGCAGACCGGCGUUUAUCCUCAACAAUGCAGCUAUCCAGUGUAAACGAUGUGAAAAUAUACAAUUUAAGCCACGGAAAGUCUCUUCCAGAGUGGUUGUCAGAUAGGAAAAAAAGACAACUGCAGAAGAAAGAUGUUGACAUCCAACGCAGGAUUGAGCUCAUCCAGGACUUUGAGAUGCCCACAGUUUGCACUUCCAUCAAGGUGUCCCGGGAUGGUCAGUUUAUCCUGGCAGCAGGUACUUACAAACCUAGAAUUCGCUGCUAUGACACCUAUCAGCUGUCCCUGAAGUUUGAGCGUUGCUUGGAUUCGGAUGUUGUGGCCUUCGACAUCCUGUCCGACGACUACUCUAAGCUGGUCUUCCUGCACUCGGAUCGCUACGUCGAGUUCCACUCCCAGCAUGGACACUACUACAAGACCCGAAUCCCAAAGUUUGGCCGGGACUUUUCCUACCAUUACCCCUCCUGUGACCUGUACUUUGUAGGGAUGAGCUCAGAGGUGUACAGACUGAACCUGGAACAGGGACGCUUCCUGAACUCUCUUCAGACUGAUGCUGUAGAGAACAAUGUGUGCGACAUCAACCCUGUCCACCAUUUGUUUGCGACAGGAACCUCUGAGGGAAGAGUCGAAUGUUGGGACCCCCGUGUCCGGAACCGAGUGGGCACGCUGGACUGCGCUCUGAGCAGCCUCUCUGAAGGAACAGAAGUUCAAGCUUUGCCUUCAAUCUGUGCGCUGAAGUUUAACGGCUCCCUCAACAUGGCAGUAGGAACCAGUACAGGACAGGUGAUGUUGUACGACCUGCGCUCCAGCCAGCCGCUGCUGGUCAAAGACCACUUCUACAAUUUGCCAAUCAAGUCUCUCAACUUCCUCAAUCAGCUGGACCUGGUGGUGUCUGCUGACUCCAAGAUCAUAAAGAUCUGGAACAAAGACACUGGAAAGUUGUUCUCCUCUAUUCAACCUCAGACCAACAUAAACGAUGUCUGCAUCUAUCCCAAUUCAGGGAUGCUCUUCACCGCUAAUGAAGAUCCCAAGAUGAACACAUUUUACAUCCCAGCUCUGGGCCCUGCACCUCGCUGGUGCUCCUUCCUGGACAACCUAACCGAAGAGCUGGAGGAGAGCCCGGAGAGCACGGUGUACGAUGAUUACAAGUUUGUCACCCGGAAGGACCUGGAAAAUCUGGGUUUGUCUCACCUGGUGGGAUCAAACCUCCUGAGAGCCUACAUGCAUGGUUUCUUCAUGGACAUCAGGCUUUAUCACAAGGUGAAAAGCAUGGCGAACCCAUUUGCAUACGAGGAAUAUCGCAAGGAUAAGAUCCGCCAGAAGAUUGAGGAGUCCAGAACCCACAGGGUCCAAGUUAAGACGUUGCCUAAGGUGAACAAAGAGCUGGCUCUCAAGCUGAUGGAGGAGGGUGAUGAUGAAGCAACAGCUGAGACUUCCAGGAAAAAGAAGGGCAAGGUUCUUCCCAGCAUCCUGGGGGAUGACCGUUUCAAGGUUAUGUUUGAAAACCCAGACUACCAGGUGGAUGAGCAGAGCGAGGAGUUCCGGCUGCUUAACCCCAUCGUCUCCAAGGUGGAGCAAAAAAGGAAGAAGAAGCUGCGUCUGCUGGCUCAGCAGGCUGCUGCCCAACAGGCGGCUGAAGACGAAGAGGAACCAGAGGGUCGAGCCAGCUCUGAGGAGGAGAGCUCAGACGACGACAAGAGCUGGGUGGAGGAGCUGAGGGAGCAGCGGAGGUUGCUGCGGCAGGAGGACAGAGACCGCCGGCGGCAAGAGAGAAAGGAAGCAGACCGCAACACUGACCUGCUGGAGAGGGAGGAGAACAAAGAAGCAAGAACCUCCAACAUGGCUGAGGACCAGAAGAGCAGUCAGCCACAGUUUUAUGAGCUCAAAGCUGGAGAGGAGUUCAGAAGUUUUAAUGACAUGGCCCGCAAGCAGAAACUGCAGAAGGCUUCUCUGGAGGACCGGCUGAAGCUGGAGGAACACUCCGGAAGCAGCAACAUGGCUGACACGGCAGUGGGCAGCAAACAGCUGACCUUCACUCUCAAAAAGUCGGAGCAGCAGAGGAAGCAGCAGCAGCUGGAGCGUGAGCACCACGAGGAGAGGAAGAAGCUGAGACGCUCGGCCGGACACCUGAGCAGCGGCAGAGGAAGAGGCUGGCGAGGAAGAGGCAGAGGAAGAGGCCGCUACUGACAAGAAUCCUUCUCUAAGUGUCAGCUGAGACACCAGAACCCUCCCACUAAAGUCAAAGCUGUGUAGUUUCUUCCAUGAAGUCGCCUCUGACCCAGUGGGAAGGUUGGAGAGAGGCUGUUCGACUGGAAAAGACAAAGACUGAUGAACUGACACGUCUGUCCUGCUCCUGGGUGGUCUGAGCUGUUUAGCCGCUCUCUGCAAAUUCAGUCUGUUAUAAAAAGAUUUACCUCUGUCACUGCUUGUAUAAAUGUAAUUUCAGGCUGUUAUUUAUGUGUCUGGACAGCAGCGGAGGCCUGAAGAGGAAUGAGACAGAAAAAGCUCUGAGAUUUUUAUGUAAGACAAGCAGAGGAAGAAAACAAAUCUCACAAAAAUGUUGUAUUUUUUAUGCUGUUUGAUAAUGUUGAUUUUUUAACUGUGAUUUAACAAACCAUGUACAAAUUAUAUUUAGUACAAGAUU
Molecule: messenger RNA, 2730 nt
Organism: Melanotaenia boesemani (Boeseman's rainbowfish)
Lineage: Eukaryota; Metazoa; Chordata; Actinopteri; Atheriniformes; Melanotaeniidae
Gene: nol10
Product: nucleolar protein 10
Exons: 21
Coding region: 114-2273 (719 amino acids)
Biological process (GO): maturation of SSU-rRNA from tricistronic rRNA transcript (SSU-rRNA, 5.8S rRNA, LSU-rRNA)
Cellular component (GO): 90S preribosome; small-subunit processome; nucleolus
Molecular function (GO): protein binding
Source: RefSeq, a predicted model, not a curated record